GAGAGAAGAGAACUCGCUUCACACUCUAGAGACGAGCCUGGUUAUACGAGUGGGUCUUAGUCAUUUGUAUUAUUAUUAAAUGUAAUCCUUUAGAUGUCUCCCUUCUUCAGAACGUACGGGCUGGCUUACCCCUCCUCCUCACAGAGGCAUGCCAGCUCCUGAGCCCAACCCAGUGGUGGAGGAGAGGCUGAUGUUGACCAUCCGAGAAGGAUCCACUACCAUGGAGCCCGAGAGCACAGCCACCAACAUACUCGCUUCUGUCAAGGAGCAGGAGCUCCAGUUUGAACGGCUAACCAGGGAGCUGGAGGUGGAGCGGCAGAUUGUUGCCAGUCAGCUAGAAAGAUGCAGACUGGGAGCAGAGUCGCCUAGCAUUGCCAGCAUCAGCUCAUCUGAGAAGUCCUUUCCCUGGAGAUCCCCAGAUGCCCCAACGGCAGGAGUGACCAAACCGAGAGCAACUGACAUUACUCAAUCCAACACUUAUCGUGUCCGAAUUGAACAGGAGCAAGUCCAGCUGUACUCCCCUGAACAGACCUCUCUCCAUGAAAGUGAGGGGUCUUUUGGGAAUUCACGCAGCUCAACACAAAUGAAUUCAUACUCUGAUAGUGGUUACCAAGAAGCAAGCAGUUACUACAGCAGCCAGAACCUGGUCAAGCCUGAGUUUAGACCUCAGCAUUCAUUCCCUGGAAGUGCAAAUAAUGCCAAUCUUAUGAGAAAUACCAGAGCAGAAGGACAAACUCUAGUUCAGGCACCCAUAAACAUUCCAGGAACAGCUGUCCGGGUGAUGAGAAGAGUGAGUUCUGUUCCAUCUAGAACACAGUCUCCGGCCUACGGCAGCAGCAUUUCACCUUCGCGCGGUUCCUUAAGGACGUCCCUGGGUAGUGGAUAUGGCUCGCCCGCAGUUACUGAACCCAAACCACUCACAAACAUGUACUCAACCACAACACUACCAUCUUCACAACAAGCAGGUUCCCCUUUCAGUGCCCAGAAGUCGAAUUCCCCCGCGGCUAUAAGGCGACUAAGCUCCCUUACAUCCAGACAGUCUGUGAACUCCAGCAGAGAUACUUCCCCAUACCAAGUGCUGGGGAAGUCGGGCCGCAUGGGCUCUCCUCUUACUCUGCUAGACUCUCAGACAAGAGUGGGGUCCCCGUCACACAGCCAGCAGACUGGCUCUUCAUCCCCCCUUCGUUCCGGCAUGACUGCAGUGCCUCAGCAUUAUGGAUCGACUUUGCAAAGAACACUCCAUCACGAGACGGAUCAGUAUGGACAGCAAUCAUAUGAAGUCUACGAGAGGAUGAUCCCACCUCGCCCGGACAGCCUUACAGGCUUGAGAAGCUCAUAUGCCAGUCAGCACAGUCAACUGGGGCAAGAUCUCCGGUCAGCCAUGUCUCCAGACUUGCAUAUAACCCCCAUCUACGAAGGCAGGACACUUCAAAGCCCCCUGUACCGCAGUCCAAACCACGGAGCAGUGGAGCUUCACCAUGGGACCCAAACGGCAGUCUUCCGGGCUGGCUCAGGUGUUGGGAAUCUGCAGAGGACUUCCAGUCAGCGCAGUGCUGUAACGUACCAAAGAAGUAACUAUGCCCUGAACCCCACAGCCACCUACGCUGAACCCUAUCGAUCAACGCUGUAUAGACCUUCUGAAUCGAACUAUUCCAGGCAUGCGGCACCAGUUGAUGAUGUCACAACAAGGUCCCCUUCCAUCGACAGCAUUCAGAAAGACCCCAGGGAGUUUGCAUGGCGUGACCCAGAAUUGCCAGAGGUGAUUCAUAUGCUGCAGCAUCAAUUCCCGUCUGUUCAAGCUAAUGCAGCGGCUUACCUUCAGCACCUGUCCUUUGGAGAUAAUAAAGUGAAAGACGAGGUGUGCCGCCAUGGAGGGAUCAAGCACUUGGUUGACCUUUUAGACCAUAAAGUCUUGGAAGUCCAGAAGAAUGCUUGCGGUGCGCUGCGAAAUCUUGUUUAUGGAAAAGCAAUGGAUGAAAACAAAGUAGCAGUGAGGAACGCUGGCGGAGUCCCUGCUUUGUUAAGAGUGUUGAGAAAAACUGUAGACGCAGAAGUAAGAGAGCUUGUCACCGGAGUUCUGUGGAACCUGUCUUCAUGUGAUGCAGUGAAAAUGACAAUCGUUCGGGAUGCCUUGAGUACUCUCACUAACACUGUGGUUAUCCCACAUUCUGGGUGGAGCAGCUCUUCCUUUGACGAUGAUCACAAACUUAAGCUCCACACAUCACUUGUGCUUCGCAACACCACUGGCUGUCUCAGGAAUCUGAGCUCCGCUGGAGAAGAAUCCCGGAAACAGAUGAGAAUUUGUGAGGGGCUGGUGGAUUCUCUGCUCUAUGUGAUCCAGACCUGUGUGAACUCGUCAGACUAUGACAGCAAGAUUGUGGAAAACUGCAUUUGCACACUAAGAAACCUCUCAUACCGUCUGGAGUUGGAAAUCCCUCAAGCCCGUCUGCUGGGUCCCAAUGAGUUGGAAGGUUUGCUGGGCAAUCAGUCUCCAAGCAAAGAUGUCGAUUCUACUUGCUGGGGGAAGAAAAAGAAGAAAAAGAAGAAAACACCACAAGAUGAACAGUGGGAUGGAGUUGGCCCAAUUCCUGGAUUUUCUAAACCUCCUAAAGGUGCUGAAAUGUUAUGGCAUCCAAGCAUAGUCAAACCCUAUCUCAUGCUCCUGGCGGAAAGUUCCAACCCAGCUACAUUAGAAGGCUCAGCGGGUUCACUCCAAAACCUCUCUGCAGGCAACUGGAAGUUUGCAGCAUAUAUCCGAGCUGCUGUUAGGAAAGAGAAGGGUCUUCCCAUCCUUGUGGAGCUCUUGAGAAUGGACAAUGAUCGGGUCGUAUGUUCUGUUGCAACUGCCUUAAGAAACAUGGCGCUCGAUGUACGAAACAAAGAACUUAUCGGGAAGUACGCCAUGCGAGACUUGGUCAAUCGUCUCCCUGGAGGCAACACAACAUUGCUGUCUGAUGACACGGUGUCAGCAAUCUGUUGUACUCUGCAUGAGGUCACCAGUAAAAACAUGGAGAAUGCCAAAGCGCUUGCUGAUUCUGGAGGGAUUGAAAAGCUGGUUAAUAUUACAAAGGGAAGAGGGGAGAGGUAUUCAAUGAAAGUUGUAAAAGCAGCAGCUCAAGUGUUAAACACACUGUGGCUAUACAGAGACCUCCGCAGCAUCUAUAAAAAGGAUGGCUGGAACCAGAAUCACUUCAUCACUCCAGUAUCAACAUUGGAGCGCGAUCGGUACAAAUCUCACCCCACCUUACCAACAAACAGCCUGCAAAUGCCAGCUGUGAUCCAGUCAGCUGGUAGUGCAACAUCAUCCCCAGCCUUGUUAGGAAUCAAAGAGCAGCGCUCUGAUUAUCAGAGGACGCAACCGUCUAUGCAAUUUUAUAACUACCAAGGGGACAACAACAUACGUAAAGGUGUAUAUACAGGGUCUGGGAAACCGUCACCAUUUUUUUUAGGUUCCUAUUCUUCACCAGGAAGGGAAGAACCUAAGAGAACACAGCAUCAGCAACUGUACUACAACCAAGACAACCCCAGCAGGAGAAACUAUGACCCCUACAGAAUGUACGUGCAGUCUCCACACAGCUAUGAGGACCCUUACUUUGAAGACCAGGUUCAUUAUCCCUCUGCUUCAGAUUACACGGCACAACAGCAUGGACUCAAAUCUACAACAAACAACUAUGUGGACUUUUAUUCCACUACCCGGAGGCCUUCCUAUAGAGCUGAGCAGUAUCCUGGAUCACCCGACUCUUGGGUGUAAUAUUUAAUAAGGCCAACUGGCUUUUUGUCCUUUUUUAUUGAAUUGAAUUGAAUUGAAUGUGGAUCUGUUUGUUGUUUUUGGUGGAAAGAUGAGAAUGUGAGCCAGCAUUUUUUAAAAAUGAUACAGGAAAGUGUUUAACAAAGAGAGAAGGAAUCCGGAAUGAAGCCAAUUGGAAAUGGAAACUGAUGCGUGAGAAUUCUUGCUCUAUUUAGAUGUUUAGAGCUUUUUAUUUGUAGUUCUUGUAGUUUGGUGAAGGUGUGGGUCAUGUGAUGAAAGGUUUGAGGUGGAGAUGCGAAUGGACUGUGGAAUGGGUACAUAGACCAAAAUAAUCAUGAUUUCAUGUCUGUGAAGAAAAAUCUGAAAAUCAAAUAAUGUUUGUUUGUACAGAGGAAUCCAACUGUAUAAUUUUUGUUUUAUUGCUGUACUUAAUAUUGGGCUUGUGUAUGUCAUCAAGGCUUGUACAUUUCCUUUGUUUUAUUGUAAAUAUAGAAAUGCCACAUGAUUAGGAUUGUCACCACUGGGGGAAAGAGCUGGCAUCAUUGCACAAAUAUCCAAAAGCUAAUACAAAUUACACUGUUUUGCUUUUAAAAUGAAUUGUGUAAUUUCAAAACAUAGAAAGAGUAUUAUCUUUAUUUUUCCAUUGCCUAUCUCUUUCAUGCAAUAGUUCACUGCCAUUUUCUAUGCACAUGAAACAAAAAUAAAUGUGAACAUUUCAUCCAUGGACAACUUGUUAACUUUUUAUUAAUUCUUUUCCAUAGUAAAACCUAAAACCAAGGUUGUUAUGGAAAUAGCUCUGUUUUGUGGAUUUAACCUUGCUCAUUCUAUCAAUACACAGCAGUCCUUCA
Messenger RNA from Polyodon spathula (Mississippi paddlefish), 4596 nucleotides. Its product is annotated as plakophilin-4-like. The transcript has 22 exons. The coding region runs from base 149 to 3751 and encodes 1200 amino acids. Gene Ontology annotation, cellular component: nucleus; cytoplasm; plasma membrane. The record is from RefSeq and is a predicted model, not a curated record. Lineage: Eukaryota; Metazoa; Chordata; Actinopteri; Acipenseriformes; Polyodontidae. Gene Ontology annotation, molecular function: cadherin binding. Gene Ontology annotation, biological process: cell-cell junction assembly; cell-cell adhesion.